AUGAGUAAACGAACUGCAUCUAAAGAUCCAACAGGAAGAAUAGCAAAAUUAUUAAAAAGUAUUGAUAAUAAUGUCAAAGAUGAUAAUUUUGAUGAUGAUGAAAUUAAUGAAGAAACAUUUAUUCCAAAAGCAGCAUCUCGACGUUUAGAAGAUUCAAUUGAUGUUGAAGAUGAUGAUUUAUAUCGAUCAUCAACAAUAGGAAUAAAUAAUCAAGGUUUAAAAGAUUUUCGUUCCGAAAUGGAAUUAAAAAAUGAUCAUGAAAAUCGUCCAUUAUGGGUUACACCAGAUGGUCAUAUUUUUCUUGAAUCAUUUUCACCGGUUUAUAAACAUGCUCAUGAUUUUUUAAUUGCCAUUGCUGAGCCUGUUUGUCGACCGGAAUAUAUUCAUGAAUAUAAAUUAUCAGCUUAUUCACUUUAUGCUGCUGUAUCUGUUGGUUUACAAACAAAAGAUAUUGUUGAAUAUUUACAACGACUUAGUAAAACAUCUGUACCAAAUGGUAUCAUUGAAUUUAUUCAAUUAUGUACAUUAAGUUAUGCAAAAGUAAAAUUAGUAUUAAAACAUAAUCGAUAUUUUGUUGAAAGUGCUUAUCCUGAUGUUUUAAAAAAACUUCUUGAAGAUUCACAAAUUCAAGAAUGUCGAUUAGUAACAACAGGAACUAGUUUAGAUACAAAUACAAUAACAGAAAAACCUCGAGUUGUUAUUCCUGGAACAACUGCAGCAAAUGUAAGUACAACAACUGAUACACCAACAACAACAAAUGAACAAGUACCUGAUGAUAUUCGACGUUUAUAUGAAAAAAUUGAUCGAGAUGAAGAAGAUCUUGAAGAUUUAAAAAUUGUUUCAUUUGAAAUUAUUCAAAAUAAAAUUGAACUUUUACGAAAAAGAUGUCAAGAAUUAGAACAUCCAUUACUUGAAGAAUAUGAUUUUCGACAUGAUACAGUUUUAAAAAAUUUAAAUAUUGAACUUCGACCUAAUGCUAUUUUACGUCCUUAUCAAGAAAAAAGUUUAAGAAAAAUGUUUGGCAAUGGACGUGCACGAUCUGGUUUAAUUGUUCUUCCAUGCGGUGCUGGAAAAUCUUUAGUUGGUGUUACAUCAGCUUGUACAAUAAAUAAAAGUUGUUUAGUACUGUGUAAUUCAAAUGUUUCUGUUCAUCAAUGGAAACAACAAUUUAAAAUGUGGUCAACAGCUGAUGAUUCCAAAGUACGAUUAUUUACUUCAGAUGAUAAAGAAAAACCAAAUGGUAAUUAA
Messenger RNA from Rotaria sp. Silwood2, 1248 nucleotides. Lineage: Eukaryota; Metazoa; Rotifera; Eurotatoria; Philodinida; Philodinidae. The record is from the annotation of a GenBank genome assembly.